CUCCAUUAAUAACUAUAUUACAGAAAUAACUGAAUAAAUUUUCCGGCUUGAGGCAGAUUAUGAUAAUAAAAAGGAGAUGAAUAUAAGUGAGGCAACCCCUUUGACUUUCGCUUAUUAAAUCAAGUUAAGAUAAAUAUAUGUAUCUCGUGGGAGUUAUCUUUCUAGAGAAACAGAGAGGGAACAAUGAACGAAGUAAAUAUAAAAUCUAAAGAAUACGAUGUAUUGUCAUCCUGAAGAUGGCGCAAUUGGGCUAAAGGUAUAUUACUUCCUUUAAAACCAAAGUUUAAGGAACGGAAAAUUACUUUUCCAACAAAGAGGACUUGUAAAGCGUUUAGAAAAAAAAGCGUUAACGUUUCGAGUGCUUUAUUCGCCCUCCCUCUCCCGUAAUCGUAAUAAACUAAAAGAAAAAGUUAUUGAUCAAGAGCUUUUCCCGACGUCUGGUGUAUGGACCUGAAUGAUUAUUGUCGAAUUGAGAGCGGCAAAAGUAGGAAAGAAUGUCGCAUUGAUUAGAGCGCGCCCCAUCUAUACGGCAGAUCGUCUCUGAAAGUCGUUCCCGAGCAGUCGAAGUGUGUAGGAUAACAAGGGAACAGAGAAAGUGAAGAAGAGUGAGGGAGAGCGGGAGACAGGGAAUUGGAGAGGGUAAAUGAGAUAUAAAAGAAGUUGAAGAAAGGCUGUUACAAGAAGAGGAAGAGGAUCGGACGACAAUGUCGAGUAAUAACUCAACUUCGCCAUUUUUAAUGGAUGCCAUCAAGUCAACUGGUCGUUUUGCUACAGAAUCCUGUUUGGCUGCAGUUGCGAUAACUUGUAAUCUAUUUGCUCUAAUUGCCGCCAAGAACGCCAGGGGAAGGCAUGGAGCAUAUCAUAUGCUCUUUAUGAAUUUAGCAAUUGCCAAUAGCCUGUCUUGUGUUCUGCUCCUCACUUGUAAUCAUAAUGUGAGUAAUUAUCAACUGGAAAAGGUGCUGGGUGAUCAGUGCCGUAUUAUUGUCUUCGUCUCUUCGCUUGCAAUCUUCUCAUCGUCCUUCACCUUAGUUGCGGCCGCUACUUUACUGGGUUUCUCAGUCAUCCAGUACCUAGCUGUCGCUCAACCUCUCCAUCACCAGAAUCUUGUGCGAAGGAGUAGAGUAUGCACUUUCAUUGCUUGUAGCUGGCUAAUUACACUAAUCGGCUCAUUAGCUCCAGUUUUCGUUUUGGUUGACCUUGUUUAUAACUCCCAAUGUCAAUAUUUGGAGGUUGUAAGAACCUCAUCUAAAGUCAUUCGAAUAUCUGCCAACGCAAACGCUGGUGUACUAGCCGCUAUCUACGCUUCUAUCAUAGUUUUAUGCUGUACAGUCUAUUCAGUUAUUAAACGACUACAAAAGCGUUUGUCCCACUUUCGAAGGGACCAGCAGGCGGAGGAUGUCAGCGGAGAAAGAAAAGCCUUUCACACGAUUAUCUUACUAGUUGGCUCUCUCACAGUAUGCUUUUUACCAUUUACCAUCGUUUAUCUUUUAACAUUGAACGUCGACAAUUCAGGCUCUUUAACGGAGAAUACAGCCAUUGUAUAUUUUAUGAAUUUUUUACCCUAUGUCAAGUUUACCCUCGACCCUUUCAUAUAUGGAAUGAGAAUGAAAGAGGUCAAAGAAAGCUGCGAAAGAAUGUUACUUCUUUGUGGACUGCAUAAGUUUUGUCCUUGCUGUAUUAGGCCUACAACCGUAGCAAUACCACUGCAAACUACGGUCCUAUGUACAACGGCCCUCUAA
This is a messenger RNA of Dimorphilus gyrociliatus, 1739 nucleotides long. The record is from the annotation of a GenBank genome assembly. Lineage: Eukaryota; Metazoa; Annelida; Polychaeta; Dinophilidae.